This is a messenger RNA of Bombina bombina (fire-bellied toad), 875 nucleotides long. RefSeq names its product peroxiredoxin like 2B (gene PRXL2B). The record is from RefSeq and is a predicted model, not a curated record. Bases 143 to 748 code for a protein of 201 amino acids. The transcript is spliced from 7 exons. NCBI's taxonomy places the organism in Eukaryota, Metazoa, Chordata, Amphibia, Anura, Bombinatoridae.
AUUGGCUGGAUAUUUAUGUAACGCACAAAUACAAUGUAACAGCUUUAGAACUCUUGUGUAACUGCAGCGAUCAUUAUUUUAUACAGUCCGGGUCAAUCGGGUGAAUUCUGCCACUUGUCUGCCCUGUUUACUGCUAACCACAAUGGCUUCUGUGGAUCUGGCUAAGGUUGGAGCGAUCCUGGUGAAAAAUGCCCUGACCGGAGAGAUGCUAGAGCUGAAAUCUUUCUGGAAAGACCAGACCACUGUCCUAUUUUUCUUACGAAGGUUUGGCUGCCAAAUUUGUCGCUGGAUUGCGAAGGAUGUCAGUAAACUGAAAGACUCAUUGGAUUCCAACCAGAUACGUCUUGUAGGAAUCGGACCAGAAAAUGUUGGACUGAAAGAAUUCUUGGAUGGUAAUUUUUUUAAAGGAGAAAUAUAUCUAGAUGAAUCUAAGCAGAGUUACAAAGAUCUAGGAUUCAAAAGGUAUAAUGCGCUGUCUGUAGUUCCUGCAGCCCUUGGGAAGAAAGUUCGGGAGAUUACCACAAAGGCAAAUGAAGAUGGUGUGCAAGGUAAUUUCCAAGGAGAUCUUCUACAGAGUGGAGGGAUGUUGAUAGUGAGCAAAGGAGGUGAAAAUGUGAUCCUACACUUCGUACAAGAUUCUCCUGGGGAUUUUGUACCUUUGGAAACUAUUGUUAAAACUCUCGGAAUCACUGCUGAUGUGCAAGCAAGCCAGCGCCCACAGUGUAAUGAUGAUGUUUGUACAAGAUGAAGAAACAUUUGGAUACUGCAGAACAAAAGCAUCACCAUUGAGCUUUUAUGAUUGAAUAGAAUACUGUUGUUUUUUUUUUUUUUUUAUACAUCUCUUUCAUUAAAUAAAGACAUAAAUUAUUUCUAAA